AAAAAAUAACACGUGAACACUACUAUAUUUAUCCAUAAUCUAUGUUUGUUUGAGAGAUAAAUGAUUGGAUCUGUGAGAAACCAUUUAACCGGUCUUUUUAGUUCUUCAUUUGACUGAGGAAAAAAAAAGAAGCAUUUUCAUUGAUACGACGAUUUGUUCCAAAUGGAUGUGCAAGAGGCGGCUUGGCACAAAGAGAUCUGGGAUGGUCAUGUGAAAAGAGAAAACAUGGGGAAAGAGAUGAUUUGCGAUGUAUCUCCACACGUAAUGUUGAACUCACACGGCGUGUGGGAGAAAUUAGCUUCUGGAUCUACAGGAAUGUCUUUCUGGGAGUACCCUCUUCCUAAGCUAGAGAUCAUAAUUCUCUCCACAUUCAUAUCAUGGCGUUUCUUUGAUAUGUUGUUCAAGAAGUUAGGUGCUCCUAUUCCAAGGUUCACAUCCAUGAUGCUUGUCGGGGCAGUCUUAAGCGAGCCGUUUCAGUCGACGCAGAUGUCAUGGUUUCGACACAUCUUUAUCUGUGACAGUUACAUGCCAAAUGUUGCUGAGACCAUUGGUACAUUUGCUUUUGUCCUAAACUGGUUCCUGAGAGGCGUGACUACGAAUGUUGGCAUGCUUAAAAAGUCCAGAACUAAGAGUGUCGUUAUUGGAGUCACCUCAAUGAUAUUCCCAUGGUAUAUCGCAAAACUGACCUAUUCAGGUAGAGAGAAAUCAAGUAUCUUAACCAUGACGAAUCAAGAGUAUAGUGUAAUUAUAUUCGCCAUGAGCAUGUCGCCCUUCACUUGCAUCAGCACGCUCCUUACAGACCUUAAGAUAGUUCACACUGAGUUCGGCCAAAUCGCUCAGUCGUCGGGAAUGAUAAUCGAUAUGUUUGCUUUUUCCAUGAGUGUAUGGACUCGCGUUGGCCAAGAUUAUUAUACUGGUACGCGGCUGGGAGUUGCUUUCAUGGUCUUCUUCGUUUUCAUGUACCUUGUGCGACAAGCCAUGCUUUGGGUGAUUAGACACACACCAGAAGGAGUACCGGUGAAGAACAUCUAUCUCUAUAUUGGUCUCUUGCUAGCUUACGUUUCUUACCUUUACUGGACUCACUUCUUGUUCUUCGGGCCGUUGGGUGCAUUUCUUCUUGGUUUGGCUAUCCCGGAUGGGACGCCAUUAGGAUCAGUAUUUAUACAAAAAUUCGACAGCUUCAAUGAGGGCAUCUUCUUACCCCUCUUUGGAUCACUUACCAUGAUCAAACUAGAUUGGCCAUUUCUAGUUAAGGAGCUUGCAAAUGUAAAACAUCUCCAUGGACAUGUCUACGAGUGUUUUUCCUUCAUUUUCCUCAUAUACCUAGCGAAAUUCUCGACUUCUUUCUUAACAGCCAUAGCUACAAAAAUACCUUUGAGAGACUCGUUGAUCCUAGGUUUCAUUUUGGGAACCAAGAGUAGUUUUGAGUUGGCUUUCGUACUCCAGGCCUUCGAAAAAGACAGAAUUAGUUUGGAGGUUUUCACGCUCAUUGGCAUAUACAUCCUCGCAAACUCUUUGUUAACACCAAUGGCUAUACACUUCUUGUAUAACCGGGAGAAGAGAUUCUCGUCUUACGGGAAAAGAAGCUUGAAACAUAAGUCGGAUCUACAAAUGUUGGUGUGCAUCAACAAGCCUGACAACAUAACAUCCAUGAUCAGCCUUCUAAAAGCAGCUUCACCAUCAAAAGACUCUCCAGUGGCGUGUUGUGUUCUUCACCUAAUUGAGCUAGUGGGUAAAGCCACUCCCACGUUUAUCUCCCACCAGCUUCAGAAACCAAAGCCUGGAAGCCGGUCUUACUCCGAGAAUGUCAUAAGCUCUUUCCAACUGUUUCGAGCGGUUCACCCCGGCUACACUUCUAUACACAUGUUCACCUCUAUAACUUCGGCUAAAGAGAUGCACGAUCACAUUUGUUGGUUUGCUCUUGAUAAAAGUUCGACUCUUAUUCUCCUCUCUUUUCACCGCACUUGGGGUGCUUACGGGAGUAGCGUCAUCUCGGACGAUCAAACACUGAGAAAUCUUAACCGUAAUGUCAUGAGACGAGCACCUUGCUCUGUCGGAAUUCUUGUUUAUCGCAAACCAAUCUGGCAACCCAAAUCCAUAGAUUCUCCAUGCCGUGUGUGCUUGAUAAACGUGGGCGGAAACGAUGACAAAGAGGCCAUGGCAUUAGCAGACCACAUGAGAGGUAACCAGAAAGUGAGUCUAACGGUGCUGCGUCUGAUCCCUACGUCUAAAUCCGACGAGAGCAGCGAGUGGAGUCAGAGUCAAAGGGUAGACAUGAGCGAGGAUGAAGAGAGGACUGAAGAUGACUCCAUCGUGUACAUUGUUAGGGUGGUGGCGGAUGGUAGAGAGACUUCAAAGAUUUUGCACUCUGUGGCUUAUGACUAUGAUAUGUUCUUGGUCGGGAGAAGUAGUGGAGUUGGUACUUUAGUCACCAAAGGACUCGGUGAUUGGAUGGAGUUCGACGAACUUGGAGUCAUUGGAGAUUUGUUAGCAUCUCAAGAUUUUCCUUCUAGAGCCUCCGUCUUGGUCGUCCAACAAUAAUAAGAAUGAGAGAAGUAGCCUUUUUCCUAAAAUUACAUUUAGCUUCAAUCUUGUUUUCAUUUCCUUUUUUUUUAUUUCACCCACAGUAGAUUUUUGUCUUGUAAUGAUUACAAACAUGUACAGUGUGGGAAGAGAUAUGAAACAAGAUAAGAAAUUCAUACAGAAACCAUGGUUGAGAUUUGAAUCUGAAAAAAAUAUAUACUAGUUAGUUAAUUUUACUGAUCAACCUCAAAGUGUUUCAUUUCGUUCGAGUGUUAGUAUCAUUUAGAAUUUUAGAUCCCAAAGUGAAGGAAAAGAGAGAGAGAGAGAGAGAGAGGCGGGCGAAAUUCUGCCGCCAUAUUUUACGUUUCAUUCGAGGUUGCAACACUUGUUCUCUCUUAAACCCUAGUUUCAACCUCUUUCCUCCUCCUCACUGAGUUUUUGAUGUUAGCGAUUCGAUCAUCAAAUUACUUCCGAUGCAAAUCUUCUCUCUGUACUAAGACCCGAUUUUCUCAAUUCUCCUCCGUCUUGUUCUCUUUCAGCCGCCAAAUUUCCCCCUCGCGCUUUAGCUCGUGCCACAGAGCCAUGUCUUCCUCUCGCCCUUCCGCAUUUGACGCUCUCAUGUCCAAUGCUCGCGCAUCCGCCAAGAAGAAGACGCCCCAGGCCUCUACUCCGUCUCGCUCCCCGAACAAAAGGAAAAUCUCGGAAACCCAAGACGCUGGUUUGGCCCAAACUCUUGUUCCGGAAGGUAAACUUUCGAAAACGGAGAAUCCGGUGGAACCCACUUCUGAUUCCGCAGAACCCAGAUCGGAUGCGCCGUCAACUGCUGGAGACUCAAAGAACGGAACGAAAAAGUCUAGGUCUUUGAGCCAGGCGGAGAAAAUUGACGAACUGAAGAGCAAAAUUGGACUGCUGAAGAAGAAGCCCGGCGAUUUCAACCCGGAAAAUGUGUCUUGUUGGGGGAAAGGGGAGAGAGUUCCGUUUCUGUUUGUCGCCUUGGCUUUUGAUCUGAUUUCAGCUGAAAGUGGCCGGAUUGUGAUCACUGAUAUCCUCUGCAACAUGUUGAGAACCGUUAUUGCCACCACUCCCGACGAUUUGGUCGCUACUGUCUAUCUUGCGGCGAAUGAGAUUGCUCCUGCUCACGAAGGAGUGGAGUUGGGGAUUGGUGAAGGUUCCAUUAUCAAGGCAAUCUCCGAAGCUUUUGGUAGAACUGAGGCGCAGGUUAAGAAGCAGAAUACGGAGCUGGGAGACUUGGGGCUUGUAGCAAAAGGAAGCCGUUCGUCUCAGACUAUGAUGUUCAAGCCCGAACCAUUGACUGUUGUUAAGGUUUUCAACACAUUUCGACAAAUUGCUAAGGAAAGUGGAAAAGAUAGUUCAGAAAAGAAGAAGGACCGAAUGAAGGCACUUCUUGUGGCAGCAACAGACUGCGAACCUCUUUACUUAACUCGUUUACUUCAGGCAAAAUUGAGGUUAGGGUUCUCAAAUCAGACUGUCUUAGCUGCCUUGGGACAAGCAGCUGUGUAUAACGAAGAACACUCAAAGCCACCCUCAAGUACCAAGUCUCCUUUAGAAGAGGCUGCAAAGAUUGUCAAACAAGUGUUCACUGUACUUCCUGUCUAUGACAUUAUUGUUCCUGCUCUUCUUACUGGUGGUGUGUGGAAUCUUCCUAAAACUUGUAACUUUACACUGGGUGUUCCAAUUGGACCUAUGCUUGCAAAACCAACAAAAGGUGUAGGUGAAAUUCUGAAUAAAUUCCAGGACACCGUUUUCACAUGCGAAUACAAAUAUGAUGGAGAACGUGCGCAGAUACAUUGUAUGGAGGAUGGUACAUUCGAGAUAUAUAGUCGAAAUGCUGAAAGAAACACUGGGAAGUACCCCGAUGUUGCUCUUGCGUUAUCAAGAUUAAAGAAGCCCUCUGUGAAAUCGUUUAUCCUGGAUUGUGAGGUUGUUGCUUUCGACAGGGAAAAAAAGAAAAUUCUUCCAUUCCAGAUUUUGAGCACCCGAGCUCGUAAAAAUGUGAAUGUGAAUGAUAUCAAAGUUGGCGUAUGCAUCUUUGCUUUUGACAUAUUAUAUCUAAAUGGCCAACAACUUAUCCAGGAGAAUCUGAAUAUUCGCCGAGAGAAGUUAUACGACUCGUUUGAGGAAGAUCCUGGAUAUUUCCAGUUUGCAACUGCUCUAACAUCCAGCGAUAUUGAUGAAAUACAAAAGUUUCUUGACGCGUCUGUUGACAUUGGCAUUGGGGACUCUGUGGAUCUUGUACCAAUUGCUGCUUUCCAUGGACGUGGCAAACGCACAGGUGUCUUUGGUGCAUUUUUACUAGCUUGCUACGAUGCUGAUAAGGAAGAAUUCCAGAGCAUCUGUAAAAUAGGUACUGGAUUCUCUGAAGCCGUGCUUGAAGAGCGGUCUACAAGUCUUCGCUCUAGAGUGAUUCCUACUCCAAAACAAUACUACCGAGUUGGAGACAGUCUCAAUCCAGAUGUUUGGUUCGAGCCCACUGAGGUCUGGGAAGUGAAGGCAGCUGACUUGACAAUUAGCCCUGUGCAUCGUGCAGCUACCGGCAUUGUGGACCCUGAAAAGGGAAUUUCUCUACGUUUUCCUCGUCUACUCCGUGUACGGGAAGACAAGAAGCCAGAGGAAGCAACAUCAUCCGAACAGAUUGCUGAUAUGUACCAAGCUCAGAAGCACAAUCAUCCAAGCAAUGAAGGCAAAGGUGACGAUGAUUGAACAACUGUAAUCUGGUCUUGGAGCCUAUUUAAUUGUAUGUACUUACGGUGCUUCUAAACAACAUGUUUGAGUUUUCAACCGUAACUGCUAAUGAAAAACUUUUUUUAGAGAAAGUUAAUGAGAGGUUCUGGGGAAAAAAAAAAGAGUUGUUCUGAUUCAUGGCCACGCUAAUCAGU
Thlaspi arvense is the source of this 5420-nucleotide messenger RNA. The record is from the annotation of a GenBank genome assembly. Lineage: Eukaryota; Viridiplantae; Streptophyta; Magnoliopsida; Brassicales; Brassicaceae.